AUGGACCUCAUGCCACUUGAAACCAUGUCAGUGCAGGGACGUGAGAGUGAAGGAGUCCAAGAUUCCCAGCAUGAGAAGAUCGUCCCCGUCACAGGAGAGGGAGUGAUCCAUAGUCCGGACUUCCCACUCACCUACCCCAGGAGUACCGUGUUGGUCUGGAGACUAGUGGCCUCCAAUGACAACAUGAGAAUCCAGUUAUCCUUCGACGAGAGGUUUGGCCUGGAAGACCCAGAGGAUGGAAUAUGCAAGUAUGAUUUUGUGGAGAUCGAGGAGCCGUCUGAGGACACCAUCCUGGGCCGCUGGUGCGGGUCCCAGGUACCUGCCAGCUACAUGUCCAAAGGUGGUCAGAUCCGGGUGAGAUUCAUAUCUGAUGAGUACUUCCCCUCCGAGCCUGGCUUCAGCAUUCGCUACUCCCUGCUCCCCGUGUAACUUACUUCUGAAACUCGCCCAUCUGUUCUUCCCGAGGUAACUCCAUCUCUGCAGAGCGCAGAUGCGUUGUCUGAGGUCGUGGCUGGCCUCGGUACCGUGGAGGAGGUCAUGAAGUACCUGGAGCCUGAGAGAUGGCAGCUUGACAUGGAAGACCUAUACAAGCCCACGAGGCACAUCCUGGGGAAGUCAUUCCUCCACAACAAGAAAUCCAGAGGAGUGAAUCUCAACCUGUUGAGAGAAGAGGUGAGACUGUACAGCUGCACGCCGCGCAACUUCUCCGUCUCCCUGCGCGAGGAGCUCAAGAGGACGGACGCCAUCUUCUGGCCUAGCUGCCUCCUGGUGAAGCGCUGCGGGGGCAACUGUGCCUGCUGCUCGCAUCGUUGCUUCGACUGCCAGUGUGUGCCUACCCGGGUCGUCAAGAAGUACCAUGAGGUUCUCCUGCUGAAGCACCGAAGCGGGGGCCGAGGCCUGCAGAAGUCCAUGACCGAUGUGCCCUUGGAACACCACGAGGAGUGUGACUGUGUUUGCAAAGACGACUGGGACUGA
Salvelinus namaycush (lake trout) is the source of this 975-nucleotide messenger RNA. Its product is annotated as platelet-derived growth factor C-like. The transcript has 7 exons. Gene Ontology annotation, cellular component: membrane. Gene Ontology annotation, molecular function: growth factor activity; platelet-derived growth factor receptor binding. Gene Ontology annotation, biological process: positive regulation of phosphatidylinositol 3-kinase/protein kinase B signal transduction; positive regulation of ERK1 and ERK2 cascade; positive regulation of MAP kinase activity. The record is from RefSeq and is a predicted model, not a curated record. NCBI's taxonomy places the organism in Eukaryota, Metazoa, Chordata, Actinopteri, Salmoniformes, Salmonidae.